GCCGAUUCUGGGUGGGUGGGCGAUGAGGCAUGAGCACUUUGCUUCCUUACCUGCUCCCUCCGGAUUGUACGCCGCCCUCACUAUCGCGCCGACACACUCUCUCUGUAGCAAGGACAGUAGCACAGCCGCUCCGCUAUCCUCGUCAUCACCGCCGCCGCUGCCGCCAUGUGUCCAGGUCGUCGACUUCGACUCGCCGAUCGUGCCCUGGGCUGUUUUGGUCUACGCCGUAUCACCAAGAACGAUCGCAACUACAAAGACGGCUACGAGCAGGUCAAAGUCCCUUCAGACCCGCCCCGCGACAAUCCCAACAUGGGCUGGUUCCACCGCCUCCUCGCCGGCAUGGGCCUCGUUGCCUCUACCUGGCCUCAUCCUGACAAAGACCCUUUCUAUGGCAUCAACAGCAAACCAGCUGCCCUGCAGAACCACAAGCCGGGUGACGUGCUGCGCUGGAGGCCCAUCGAGAUCACCUCCUUCCCUGGACUCGACGCUGAGCACCUCAAAGCCUAUCAGAUCGCCUUUGUCACCACGGACGACGUGGGACUCGAUGGCAGCAACCUCUACGCGACUGGCGGGAGAACUCAGAUAGGAAUAGCGACCGUCAUGGUCCCUCCCAAGGCUACCUUCGACAAGGUUCUUUCAAUGCAACCAAAAACGGACGGCGCUAACUCCAUCUGCCGCACUUCUUACUCGCUGCGCAAGGGCACCGAGGACCGCUUCGCUAGCCUGAGCGAGAGCACAUUCCUACCACCCUUCUUUGACGAGGGAUGGGUCGUCAGCAUCCCGGAUCUCGGCGGACAAUUUGACGCCUUUGGUGACGGGCUCGGAUCUGGUCGCCUCGUCCUCGACUCGAUGAAGGCAAUGAUCAAGCUGCGUGAUACGAUCGGGCUCAAGAGCCUCGAUCAAGGCCUCAGGUUUGGCCUCUGGGGAUACUCGGCAGGGGCUCAAGCUACAUUCUGGGCUGCGCAGCUCCAGCACAAGUACGCCCCGGAGCUUGACAACCACGUUGUGGGCUAUGCUGGUGGCGGGCUCCCUGCUGACCUCGAAGCGUGCGCGCAUCGCCUCAACCAUAACUUUGCAGCUGGCCUGAUCGUGGGCAUCGUCGCCGGGCUCAGCAACGCCUAUCCCGACUUCGCUCGAAAGGUCAACUCGCUGCUCACCAAGAAGGGUCACAGCCUCUAUGACAUUGCCCUCCAAAAGUGCUGGGCAGACUACAUGCUCGCCUCCUUUGGCAAAGACGUCCUCACUGGCCCGCCGGACGGAUACUUCAAUGUGAACGAUCCGCUCUCAGACCCCAUCGUACAGUCGAAGCUCGCAAAGAAUAACCUCUUGCUAGCAGCACAGCAUCACGCGCCGCAAGUGCCCCUCUACCUCACCGGCUCGCUCGUUGACGAGGCGAUCCCUCCUGAGCAGAUGCAGAUGGUCACUGAUGCCUGGGCGAAGGGGAAUGCGACCAUCGAGCUCAUCAAGGACCAAACGCCGGGACAUGCUCUCAAUUGCUUCACGUCGUACCCUGGCACGGUUAGGUGGCUGCGAGAGCGCUUUGAUGGGAAAGAGAACGCUGCCAAGCCGGGAAAGCCCGUUGUGAGGACCGUGCUCAAUGGCUUGAUGUCGCUCGACUCGCCUGAGGCGAAGCAGGAAGGUGAGUGCAAUACUUGCGCAUGCUUGCGUUCGGUAAGAAGCCUAGCUGACAGGCUUCGUCCGGCCCUUUGCAGUUAAUGAGAAGCACCUUCACCGAAUCAAGGUCGCUGCCCAGCUCUUCUCCGAUGACCACAAGGCCUGGUGGUACUGAGGCUAGUGCCUUUCUCGUCAAUCUCGAAGCUCAAUGAGCUAUCUAUACCUACUACCUUGCUCAUCCUAUUCCCUCUCCAUGAUGUAGAGCAGCGACG
This is a messenger RNA of Jaminaea rosea, 1886 nucleotides long. RefSeq names its product LIP-domain-containing protein. The record is from RefSeq and is a predicted model, not a curated record. Lineage: Eukaryota; Fungi; Basidiomycota; Exobasidiomycetes; Microstromatales. Gene Ontology annotation, biological process: lipid catabolic process. Gene Ontology annotation, molecular function: triacylglycerol lipase activity. The transcript has 2 exons. The coding region runs from base 166 to 1716 and encodes 516 amino acids.